GAUUCAGAAAUAAAGAAAAUCGAAGUGUAAAGAGAAUCAAAUGAAAUCGCCGUGCUGAAAGCACAAAAACUCUCCGCCAUUGGCGCGAGCUCCAUCUCAGACAAGCUACAAAUCAACUCAAUAUCAGUUUUUUUUGGCGCCAACCAAUCCUCUCACCAUGUUGCGAAGGUCCAUCCUGCGACUUUCGGCUGGUCAAUCAGUGAAAAGAAUUCCAGCAGAGGUUAUAACACAGGUACCUUCCUAUCUUUUUUCCAGAAGAGAGUUUUCAGUCUCACCCAAACAAAAUGGGCCACCCCGGGGGCCAGGUUCAACGGGGAAGCCCAAAGAAACAGUGAGUCUCUUGCCGAGAUUCAUUAUUGGAUCUGUUGCUUUAAGUGCUGGAUUUUUUGCUGCUUAUCAAACUGGAUAUUUAGAUAAGUAUCUCAUUAAAGAGCCCCAUUCCAGCCCUGAAUUAGCCAGGGACGAAACUGGCCUUCAAGGUGUGAAGGAGCUAAAGGAAAGUAGUGAAGUUUCACAAGAUAGUGAAACUUUAGGAAGACCAGAUGCUGGUUCUAAAUUUGUAGAGUCUGAUAGUCCGGAGCAAACUUACCAGAGCAUUGGAAUUCAACAAGAUCUCUCUGGUUCAGAAGAGCCAACAGCAACUGGAUCAGAAAGUCAAUUUCAGGUAAACGAUUCAUCAGAAAUUACUGGUGGAGAAGCCAACUAUACUGAAGUAAAAGAAUUAUCACCCAGCUCCCAUCAAGAAAAUGUUUCACCUGAUGAAACAAGACUUACUUCUACUCAAUCACCUGAGGACACUUUGGACAUGAAGAGCCCAGAAGUAUCUACUGAUGCAGUGCAGUCUAAGGCAAUAGAAAUCACUCCAACUCCAACACAGGCUGAUACACUUCAGAAGGAAAAUGAGGCUAGUGUCAUGUCUCCAGAGCAUGUAAUCAGUCAAGCCAAGAUGGAGGAUGCUCCUCAGCAUGAGGAAAAACCUAGUUCCCUUCUUGAUGAAUACUACUUAAGAAAUGGGGUUGGAGCUACCCCUACAACCUCGUCUGACAAGAAAAUGGUUGUUGAAGAUCUGGGUGAUUCCUACAUAUCAAAGGAUGGAAAAUUGGUGCUUGAUGUCUUACAGGUUAUUCAUGAAACUGAGAGUAGACAAGCAGAACUAGAUGCUCGCUUAUUUGCUGAAGAAAAGAAAUAUAUGAAGGAGAGAUAUGAAAAGGAGCUGAAGGAUGCCAGGGCCAGGGAACUUAUGUAUGCUGAACGAGAGGCCUUACUGGAUAAGGAACUGAAAAAAGAAAGAGCAAAAGCCAUCGCAGCUUUGAAAUCACUUAAAGAAAAAUUAGAAGAAGAACACAAGACGGAGCUUGAGGAAAAGGAAGAUGAAGCAGAACUGAAGUUAAAGAAAGCCCAGGAGUUGGGUAAAGCACAAUUGGAUGCAGCUAUCGCAAGUGAGAAAGCAUCUCAAAUUGAAAAAAUGGCUGAAGCCAAUCUCCAUAUAAAUGCUCUGUGCAUGGCAUUUUAUGCACGAUCUGAAGAGGUUCGCCAGACUCAUUCUGUUCACAAGCUUGCUCUGGGUGUGCUUGCUCUGGAAGAUGCACUGUCCAGAGGGUUACCAAUUCAAAAAGAACUAGAAAAUCUUCACACUUCUCUUGAAGGGAUAGAUAACAACUCAUUGCUGGAUGUGGUUCUAUCUUCUCUUCCAGAAGAAACACAGAGAUAUGGUUCAGAUACUGUGUUACAACUGAAUCACAAGUUCGAUACAUUAAAGGGGACACUUCGGCACUUUAGCCUGAUUCCUCCAGGUGGUGGUGGGAUAUUGACACAUUCUUUGGCUAGUGUUGCAUCCUGGUUAAAGGUUAGGGAGGCUGGCCAGUCUGGUGAUGGAAUUGAAUCCCUCAUAAAUAAAGUUGAGAGUUUCUUGGCUCAGGGAAAAUUAUCAGAAGCUGCUGAUGCCCUUGAGAAGGGUUUAAAGGACACUCACGCAGCAGAAAUUGUUGAUGAUUGGGUAAAGCGUGCUAGGAACAGAGCUAUAACCGAGCAAGCACUAACCUUGCUGCAAUCUUAUGCCACCACUAUAAGCACUUGAAACAGUGAUCCAUUAUUGCAAUCAAACGUCCAGUUUAUCUGCUGCCUACAAAAAUCUCUCAAGAAUGGCUUUUUGGUGAUUAACAUGUUGACAUUUUCAAUGCUUGCAACACUAUCCCUUUUUUCAUCUUGUUGCAAUCCAAGUAGUUACGCCUCUCUUGAUCCGGAUAAUUUCCAUUGAUAGAUACAUCACUAUCGAGCAGGUUUGUUGUACAACGGGUUACUUCUGUUAUUCUUUCUUUCAGGUCCACCAUGAAAAGGACUCCAAGCUGGAGUACGCGCUGCAUUUUCUACUUCCCAUGAACUAAUCUUAUUUGCUGUUGUUACGCUGUUUAGCAUGUAUAAUAAAGGCAGCUCAAAUUGACUGGAUAACUUCUUUGGUUAGUUUCCUAAACUAAUUAAAUUUGAAAGAGCUCAGCCAAGCAUUGAUAGGUUUUCGUCUGAUCGAGGGGACAAGUAGACAUGAUUCACCUUAAAACAGUUUGAGGUUGAAAUUUCUGAGGGAACUUCGAUUAAUGUAUAUCUUAACAUUUAUAGUUGAAUAUUAUGGGAUAUGAUCAAUAAAUUGAAGUUCCUUUGGAUACAGACGAUUUAAAAAGCAAA
Messenger RNA from Solanum lycopersicum (tomato), 2679 nucleotides. RefSeq names its product MICOS complex subunit MIC60-like protein. Gene Ontology annotation, biological process: cristae formation. Gene Ontology annotation, cellular component: MICOS complex. The record is from RefSeq and is marked validated. Lineage: Eukaryota; Viridiplantae; Streptophyta; Magnoliopsida; Solanales; Solanaceae.